AUGCUUAUUCAUCAUAUCAUCACCAUCGUCGUCAUCAUCAUCAGUAAAUCUCUUUCAUCUGCUUGGCGUCCGCAGCCAAUUCGGAUCUUACAGAUACGACCAUCGAGCGGCGAGCGUCAGCCAAAAUCUUCGACAAAGCCACGAUGUUACCAUCAGAAAUCCACCCCCGGCCCAGCGUCGAUGGAAAACUCCGUAGAACUGACCAGUGCCAGUUUGGAAACCAAUCAUAUGAUUUUUGAACAGCAGCAGGUUCAGAUGAAGCAGUCUCCCUCGGAAAUUUAUGUGGAAAGCCCUGCGGAAGAAACAGGGACCGAUGCCAUCCAAGACAGCAGCCCGGAAGCAAUAGCGGAGGAAGAGUUCUCUUUGGUUUCUCCGGGGAAGGAAUCUAGCAAGAAACCGGGUGACUGGUACCAACCAGGGCCAGUUGCUCACCAACUGAGACAAGCGGUUUGGUUAGCGACACAAGAAAUAACCGAUUUGGAUGGAUUUCACGUAUAUGUAGCACAAGAUUGCCCCGGAUACAUCCAGGAUAUUAUGGAAGAAUGUACGAUUACUAUGCACCAUCCGUGGCACCAUGGCAAAAGAAAAUACCGUCGAUUGCGCAUCAGAAGCUAUUGCCGGAUACUGGAAAGCGCAAUGCUUAGUUUGGAUAACUGUAUCGGUAUAAUCGGAGGUCGACCAAAAUAUUCACUUUAUUUUAUUGGAUAUCAAGAGGAUAAACUAAUCCAUUUGGAUCCGCACUACUGCCAGGACAACUUUGCAGCAGAGGAAGAGAAAAAGGUUCGAGUCGUUCGAGAUUUGCUUGUCGCACAACAGGCCUUGGACAUCUUGGACAAAAACAAUCUGACUGAGCUGAAAUCCUUCGGAUCACGACCAGAACAGGUGGUGAAAGUUUGCUCUGCUGUGUUGGUUCUAUUCUCACCGAUACGAAAAAUUCCCAAAAAUCAAAGCUGGAAGGCAUGUAAACUGAUGAUGAUGAUGGUGAUGAUGAUGAUGAUCAGCUAUGUCGGUUGCUUCACCAGACGGUACCGAAUCGAGUUGCAGGAGAAGAUGUGGAUCCCGACUUUCCGACAAGCUUUGCGGUGCAAAUGUACAUCAGUCGAUGUCUUUUUGAGAGGGACAAGUGGAUCUGCAUAG
This is a messenger RNA of Uranotaenia lowii, 1137 nucleotides long. RefSeq names its product cysteine protease ATG4C-like. The transcript has 7 exons. Gene Ontology annotation, molecular function: protein-phosphatidylethanolamide deconjugating activity. The record is from RefSeq and is a predicted model, not a curated record. NCBI's taxonomy places the organism in Eukaryota, Metazoa, Arthropoda, Insecta, Diptera, Culicidae. The coding region runs from base 1 to 1137 and encodes 378 amino acids.